Lactuca saligna is the source of this 1157-nucleotide messenger RNA. Lineage: Eukaryota; Viridiplantae; Streptophyta; Magnoliopsida; Asterales; Asteraceae. The record is from the annotation of a GenBank genome assembly.
AUGAAUGUAUCCGAAAGCUUCAAAAAGGAAUAUGCAAUGGUACUAUUACAGCUCAAAGAAGCUAGUGAUCAGGUUGCUUCUGCUCUUGCAAAUUUGAGGCGACGCAACACAUACCCAAAGAAAAGAGGGAUUUUGAGGACGAAUAAUCGACUUCCUCUGCAUUGUCCUUCCUAUUACUUUGGUUUGUACAGUAAAAAGAAAAAAACUGUGAAGAAAGAUACUUCUUCUGAUGACAGUUCUGAUAUGCGAGUAAAAAAACGCCGUGGAUCAACUAUCAGGGAGAAAUUGAGGAGGGACUGUCACCUACAUUCUGAAGGAGAAGGAGAAGCAAAAAGAGCUUCAAUUACUUACUGCAUAACCUACAUUCUAAAUUGCAUCACCAAGCAUUCACCUCAGUACAUAAUUCUAAUGGUGGGGCGUAUAUUGAGAGGGAUUGCCACCUCUCUCCUCUUUUUAGCCUUCGAAUCAUGGCUUGUUGCUGAACACAACAAGAGAGGUUUUGAGCAACAAUGGCUAUCAACUACAUUCUCCAAGGCAAUAUUUCUUGGGAAUGGACUGGUUGCCAUUUUAGCUGGUUUAUUUGGAAAUCUUUUAGUUGGUUCAUUGGCCAUGGGACCUGUUGCUCCAUUUGAUGCAGCUUCAAUCUUUCUUGCCAUUGGAAUGGCCAUCAUCAUAUCAUCAUGGACUGAAAAUUAUGGUGACUCAUCAAAAAGCAAAGAUCUAAUGACCCAAUUCAGGGGUGCUGCUGUUGCAAUUGCAUCAGAUGAAAAGAUAGCAUUAUUGGGUGCAAUACAAUCUUUAUUCGAGGGUUCAAUGUACACUUUUGUGUUUCUAUGGACACCUGCUUUAAGCCCAAAUGGAAUUUUGACAUUAACAUACAUGCGCACAUUUCUUUUAGUGUAGAUUUUGUCGAAGAGAAAUGAAAACAAAGAAGAUAAGUAUCUCUUGUUGUUUAUAUAUAUACACUUUUUCUUCAUGUUUAAUAACUUAAAAACUAUAUAAAUGUGAAAAUUGAAGGUUCACACACUGUUAAAAGGAUUGAAAAAGAUAAUUGCAAGUUCAGAUAUUCCAAUGUUCGUCUGUGGUGACUUCAAUUCAGUUCCAGGAAGGUAAGGACUUGAUGAAUAUAAGUUAGCAAUGUUUUACUUGAUUUGGAC